GGGGGGAGGUGGGUGCAAUGUUUCUUCUUUUGAUGUGUCCUUGUCUCUACCUCAGGGCCCUGGAUGCCCUGCCUGUUCAGAAGAAACUGUGGAUGUCCCCGAGCCUCGUGGUCCCUGCUUCGGAUGAUGUGGGGCAGCAUCCAUCUGAACGCAUAUCACUACCAAGUCCAAGGUUUUGGAAGGAAGCCCUUCUCCUCUCCCAUCUCAGUAUUAGACCCUCGGACCUUGGGACAUGGGACUCAGGCCGCUGACUCUGCAUCCCUCACAAGUGCACAGAGCUGCCUGCCCUUUUGCCUUGUGUCCAUCCUGGAGCAGCCUUCUGCCAGGGACCUGGACGAUCUGCCUUUUGAGACAAGGUUGUUGAUGUCCUGUGCCCCCGGUGGACCCUGCUUCUGGUGAUGUGGGGCAGCAUCCACCUGAAUGCUCUUCACCACGGAGCCCAAGAUUUUGGAAGGAAGCCCUUCUCCUCUACUAUCUCAAUAUGAGACCAUCGGUCCAUGGGCAGUAGUCUCCCCUGGUGUCACAAAUUCCCGUGUGCUCUUGGUUCUGGGACACCACCACCCCACUGCUCUAGCAUGUCCAGGGUCAGCCUUGGAGGCCCCUUCUUUGCUCGCCGCCUUGACCUGGAAGCUUGGGUCAGCAGACCUAAGGCCAUCCUGGCAGCUGUACUGCUCACCCUGUGUUAUUCUAAGUAAAGUUUCCCCUGGGAGCAAGUUAGAAUUCUCUACUGCAGACCUACCCAGCAGUUUACAUUUGAACAUCAUUCUUCAGGGAUUCAUAAAAUAUUUAUACAAAGAUCAAGAUCGUUAUCCAUUAAAAGUUCACAUUUUAAGUAUUCGGCCUCCAGAUUUCUGUCCUCAAAUUCCUGCCUUGACUUCCUUCCACAGUGGACUGUCACCUGUAAGCCAAAUAAACCCUUUCCCAGAAUUGUUUUGGUCUGUGCUUUGUCACAGCAGUAGAGGAAGAAGCUACCACACCAGGGAACCAUUUUGUCACUGUUCUCCAGGCUCUGGAUUGGCAUUUCGUUUUCUUGUUAUACAUUUUAUUAUUUAAGACAAUAUUUAAAUUUAUACUUUGAUCAUGAUUUUCCCAUCCCACAAGUCCUUCCAAAUCCUCUACCCUUCCCUACUUAUCCAACUUUAAGUUCUUUCUCAAAACAAACAAACAAACAAAUAAAUAAACAAAAACCAAUUCUUAGAAAGUAUGUAGUUAUACUUGGUUUCAAUUUUAUGGCUUUAUUUUGAGAAGACAUUAAUUUUAGUUUGCCACUUUUUCUAACAUUUAUGCUGUAUUUUAUCAUCAUUAUUUUCACAAGUAUCUUAUUUUUAAACUUUUGUUUCAGUAGAGCUAAAGCUUACCAGAAAUUUGUUCUUAUUUAUAAAUCCCUUUAAUUUGUUAAAUGAAUCCUCUUCACGUACUUUAAGAAGGAAUUGCUUUUUAAUGAGAGACAGAAAGUGAGUGGAUCAGGAUGGGAGGGAGGUUGGGAGAAAAAUGGGAGAAGUAGGGGAGGGGAAAUCUUAAUCAGGAUAUAAUAUAUGAGAAAAAUAUUUUCAAUAAAAUAAAGGAACAAAAAAAGAAAAAAAAGACAAUACCUACAGAUGGGCUGAAACACUUAAGAGGCGAUGUUCCUAAAAUGAAUCCUAAUCACUUUAACGUCUGUCUCCAGUACUGUAUGGAUUCUUAAAAAUGGAUUGUAGUUGUAAGUUGGCCUUUCCCAGUGGAUCCUUCAACAUUUAACUACUUCAGAAAAGAAAACAGAGGUACUUGUCUGAAACUGAAGGUCCCUUAGGAAGCUUGAGUUCAAAGUGAUUGCUACUGUGAUGGCGCUGACAUGUGGAACUGCAGAUAGGGAAACUUCCCUCGCUCCUCCCUUCCUGCUCUUGCCCCCUCACCUGGCCUUUCUGUCCUCAUGAUGUAUCCCAGAAUGUUACAGAGCAGCAAGGCAGUGCUACAGCAGCCCGGAUUGGGAGGUCAAGUCUCCUAUCCUCCAAGUCUAUGUGUCAAAUAAUCUUCUGCUCAAGUAGUUUUCUGUGUGUCUGUUUGUUCUUUUGGGGAUGCUUUCCCCUUUGUUUGUUGGUCCUAUUCUGAUGUGUUGUUUUAUUUUAGUUUUUUAUAUUUCAUUUUAUUAUUAUCCCCUAGAUGUCUGUUUUCUAAUGAGAGACAAAAAGUGGGUGGAUUGAAUGAGAAAGAGGUGGGAAGAAACUGGGAGGAUUAUGUAGACGAAUUUCUAAGGGGUCUUAUUAAAAUAGAACAGGGAGCCAAAUAUAGGGGUGAAAGCCUCAGAGAUCAGAGAAAUAGUGAAAGCCACCAACCACCUUACCUCACCAGCUCUGUAGCUUCCAAAAUGCCAUGACUUCCUGUCUACCCAGGCUUUUAUUGCCCUGCUCUUCUGCCCUCUCAUUGACUCUUAGCCCAGCUAGCUCACUUGCUUGUUACUGCCUACGUGUACAGACCUCCAGGGUCUCUAUGGUUGGUGCUGGAAUUAAAGAUGUGAGCCACCACGCUUGUAUCUGUUCCCUAGCGUGACCUUGAACACACAGAGACCCUGCCUGCCAAGUGAUCGGGAU
Molecule: messenger RNA, 2567 nt
Organism: Peromyscus eremicus (cactus mouse)
Lineage: Eukaryota; Metazoa; Chordata; Mammalia; Rodentia; Cricetidae
Exons: 5
Coding region: 421-1053 (210 amino acids)
Source: RefSeq, a predicted model, not a curated record